Messenger RNA from Psylliodes chrysocephalus, 1925 nucleotides. The record is from the annotation of a GenBank genome assembly. Lineage: Eukaryota; Metazoa; Arthropoda; Insecta; Coleoptera; Chrysomelidae.
UACUAAUAGUUAAGGUUUUCAUGUCAUCGUAAGACAGUAAUAUAUAAAGAUUUAGAGAAUUCCAUUUAAAAAAAUUGUAUUGUGUUGUAAUUUCGGAGCUUUUCGUAAAGCUUUCGUAGAUCUGACAACAUGCGAAAAGCUCUUCACAAUGUGAACUUGAUCGACGGCGCGCAGCAUUUCGAUUCGAAGUUAUUUUCCGUGGUGCUGUGAGUGGUGGGUGUCCCGCGUAUUCAACCAUCAACCACGUUGUCCCGGAGGAAACUUCGCGCAUUUACGUUCAAUCAAAAUUUGAUACUAGACAAAUGAAAUAAAAAUAGCGAAGAAAUAACAACUGUAGUGGGUGCAUUUUUCAAAUAAAAUAGCAGGUUGAAAAUUACCAACAACAAGCAUUUUCGCAAGUAUUUAUAUAGAUAGAUAUAAUGUAAACAAACGCAAAUCGAAUACAAUUUUUUUUCGAAAUCUGAUUCUGCGAACAACCUUUUUUACAUGCGUUUUGAGAAUUUAUUCAAACAUUAUGGUAGUUAUGGUACUGAGAAAUAGAAACAGGACAAAAACGAGCUUUCGCAAAGGACAUGUUGGUUUUUUUAUGGAUUUUGACUCUAAGCUAUUUAUGGACAACUGUAACUGGUUACGAAGAAAUAGUUGAAGCGCAAGGUUGCCACGCGUGCAGAUUGCUAUUGACGUGUCGACAUUUGACGUCUAUUAUCGCCAUAUUGAAAGUUGACUUCCAUCCGGAUCACAGCAGCCAUAUUUUUGAAGCGAACAUUGGUUUUUCAAAUUUCUCUGAAAACGGCCUAAUCGAAACGAUAGUUUCUCCCCCUCCUUUCCCACCGGUGCAUCCCAGGGACGUACUUAAUCAAAGAUGUUCAGGCCUAAAUCACUGCAGUUUUAUCUUUUCUGAAGACUGUCCUGGAUCUGAAUUUUUUGGCUCAGGAAAUAUAUCCAUUCAGUAUGCUUGCAUAACAGAAGAUAGAAUCCAUAAGUACUGCAACAGCGUGAUCCACUUGGCAGAAUUACAUACGAAAGGACUCUCAGAAGGAUACAUCCGUAAUCCAGGCUAUCCGAGAUUCUAUUCGGGUCAAACGGAAUGUAAAUGGAAAAUUAUUGGACAGACCAAUCAGAGGAUCAGGUUGACUAUUUUGGAUAUAUCCCUUGUUGUUGAUCGUCCAGGUUGCAGCGACAUAUUAGAAAUAAAGGACACGGGUCAAGUAAUCUACUCGACUUGUUACCAAGAUCAUCCGCCUUCAGAAGUUAUUUCGGGAACAGAGUCAAUUGAAAUAGUGCUUAGUUCUAGUCACAAAAUAAACCCCAGAAGGGGGGUGCUGAUCCAUUAUAGAGCCGUAGGAUGUCCGGAAAUCAAUAUACCGAAUGAUGCCUACUUAGUAUAUAGGAAUAAUUCGCUUAUGAUAUUUAGCUGUUGUCUGGGAUAUCAGUUUCCCGAUACGGGUACUAGAAUAAAGAGUGUUGGAUGCCACGGAGCGUUUUGGAACAGUUCACUGCCUAAUUUACACUGUCAAAAAUCAACAACCCCUAACUGGAAUCAAACGGACGUGAUCAAAAUUUUUCAAAGUAAAAUAAACACAGGAAUGGAUUCGGACAGUAUUUUAGCACCUUCCUUAAUACUGGUAGCUCUUUUCUUAGUAAAUGCAGCCGUAGUUUUUUUUAUAUUCAAAGCUAGAAAAAGACAAGAAUUGAUAGAUGUAAAAGACGAAGAACUAGGUUCAUUAUCACUUUCUCCUGUCGAAAUUGUCGAAACAUAAGUGUUGCCUUAAUUUAUUUGUAAUAUAAAAUUUAAUAUUUUUCCCUAUAAAUAGAUUUAUAAAUUUUUAAUAUAUAUAUGUACAUUUAUGUCGGAAUUGCCUGUUGUUUCGAAUUUUGAAAAAAGCGUAUAAGAAAUAAAAGAUAUUAUGAAAUAAUAAUAAAAA